AGAGUCGGUUAAAAGGCGGCAGCAGCGGCGGGGUCUGGGUGGGGGUGAGGGACACACAGGGAGACACACACCGACACACAGACCGAGACGGAAUCAUGUCGCGGCCGCAGAGUGACAUGGAGCGGCGGAAGCAGAUCAGCGUGCGGGGCCUGGCCGGGGUGGAGAAUGUCGCCGAGCUGAAGAAGAACUUUAACCGGCACCUGCACUUCACGCUGGUGAAGGACCGCAAUGUGGCGACCAGCCGCGACUACUACCAGGCCCUGGCCCACACCGUCCGCGACCACCUGGUGGGCCGCUGGAUCCGCACACAGCAGUACUACUAUGAGAAAGACCCCAAGCGUAUUUAUUACCUGUCCCUGGAGUUUUAUAUGGGUCGGACGCUGCAGAACACAAUGGUGAACCUGGGACUCCAGAAUGCCUGUGAUGAAGCCAUCUAUCAGCUCGGUCUGGACAUGGAAGAAUUGGAAGAGAUCGAGGAAGACGCUGGACUUGGAAAUGGGGGUCUAGGCCGGCUAGCUGCCUGUUUCCUGGACUCCAUGGCGACGCUGGGUCUUGCUGCCUACGGUUACGGCAUCCGGUAUGAGUUUGGCAUCUUCAACCAGAAGAUUUCCAAUGGCUGGCAGGUGGAGGAGGCUGACGACUGGCUGAGGUACGGCAAUCCCUGGGAGAAGGCCCGGCCCGAGUACACCAUCCCCGUCAACUUCUACGGCCGAGUGGAGCACACCCCUGAGGGGGUCAAGUGGGUGGAUACCCAGGUUGUGCUGGCUUUACCUUACGACACCCCAGUGCCGGGCUACAAGAACAACACUGUCAACACCAUGCGGCUGUGGUCUGCCAAAGCGCCCAAUGAGUUUAAGCUGGAGGACUUCAACGUUGGUGGCUACAUCCAGGCAGUCCUCGACAGGAACCUGGCUGAGAACAUCUCCCGCGUCCUCUAUCCCAAUGACAAUUUCUUCGAGGGGAAGGAGCUGCGUCUGAAACAGGAGUACUUUGUGGUCGCUGCCACCCUGCAGGAUGUCAUCCGCCGCUUCAAGUCCUCCAAGUUCGGCAGCCGUGACGCUGUCCGAACCACCUUUGAAGCGUUCCCCGACAAGGUCGCCAUUCAGCUGAACGAUACCCAUCCUGCCCUGGCCAUCCCAGAACUCAUGAGGCUGCUGGUGGACAUUGAGCACCUGAGCUGGGAGAAGGCCUGGGAUGUCACGAUCCGUACCUGUGCCUACACUAACCACACGGUGCUGCCCGAAGCUCUGGAGCGCUGGCCCGUCCAGCUCUUCGAGUCACUGCUGCCGCGGCAUCUGGGUAUCAUCUACGAGAUCAACAGGAGGCACCUGGAGAACGUAGCUCAGAAGUUCCCGGGAGACAAUGACCGCCUGCGCCGCAUGUCGCUGAUUGAGGAGGGAACAACCAAGAGAAUCAACAUGGCUCACCUGUGCAUCGUCGGAGCUCAUGCUGUGAACGGAGUUGCCCGCAUUCACUCCGAGAUCCUGAAAAAGACCAUCUUCAAAGACUUUUAUGAGAUCGAGCCCGAGAAGUUUCAGAACAAGACGAAUGGGAUAACGCCACGCCGCUGGCUGGUGCUGUGCAACCCUGGCCUGGCUGACAUCAUCGCUGAGAAAAUCGGUGAAGAUUAUAUCUUCGACCUGGAUCAGCUGAAGAAGCUGCUGUCGUUUGUCAACGAUGAAGGGUUUAUUCGAGCUGUGGCUAAAGUGAAGCAGGAGAAUAAGCUGAAAUUCUCGGUGUACCUGGAGAAGACGUACAAGGUGAAGAUCAAUCCCAACUCCAUGUUUGACGUACAGGUCAAGCGUAUCCACGAGUACAAAAGGCAACUGCUGAACUGCCUCCACAUCAUCACCUUCUACAACCGCAUCAAGAGGGAGCCGAAUAAACAGUACACGCCUCGCACCAUCAUGAUUGGAGGGAAGGCGGCUCCAGGUUACCACAUGGCGAAGCUCAUCAUCAGACUCAUCACAGCCAUCGGCGAUAUUGUGAACAAUGAUCCGAUAGUGGGCGAUCGGCUCAAAGUCAUCUACCUGGAGAACUAUCGAGUGUCGCUUGCUGAGAAAGUGAUCCCAGCCUCCGACCUCUCGGAGCAGAUCUCCACCGCUGGCACUGAGGCGUCGGGAACUGGCAACAUGAAGUUCAUGCUGAACGGUGCCCUCACCAUUGGCACCAUGGACGGCGCCAACGUGGAGAUGGCUGAGGAGGCCGGCCAGGAGAACUUCUUCAUCUUUGGCAUGCUGGUGGAUGAGGUGGAUGCCAUGGACCGGAGGGGCUACAACGCUCGGUCCUACUAUGACCGUCUGCCGGAACUGAAGCUGGCCAUCGACCAGAUCAGCAGUGGGUUCUUCAGCCCCAAGGAACCUGACCUCUUCAAGGGCAUCGUUGACAUGUUAAUGCACCACGACAGAUUCAAGGUCUUUGCGGACUAUGAGGAUUAUAUCAAAUGCCAGGAGCGCGUCAGUGCCCUCUACAAGAAUUCCAGGGAAUGGACCAAGAUGGUCAUCAAAAACAUCGCCACCUCCGGAAAGUUCUCCAGCGACAGGACGAUCGCCGAGUACGCCCGGCAGAUCUGGGGCGUGGAGCCCAGCAAGCACAAGAUCCCGCCCCCCAACGAGCCCCGGGAGUAGCGAUCCGUCGGCACUCCCCUCUCGAUCUCCCUCUCACUGUCCCUGCACGCUGUCUCCUCCCUCGUGUUCCCUGACCCCGAACGCUCCCCUC
Molecule: messenger RNA, 2718 nt
Organism: Hemiscyllium ocellatum (epaulette shark)
Lineage: Eukaryota; Metazoa; Chordata; Chondrichthyes; Orectolobiformes; Hemiscylliidae
Product: glycogen phosphorylase, muscle form
Exons: 20
Coding region: 96-2627 (843 amino acids)
Biological process (GO): glycogen catabolic process
Cellular component (GO): cytoplasm
Molecular function (GO): pyridoxal phosphate binding; glycogen phosphorylase activity
Source: RefSeq, a predicted model, not a curated record